Messenger RNA from Drosophila ficusphila, 995 nucleotides. RefSeq names its product trigger factor. The transcript is spliced from 2 exons. Lineage: Eukaryota; Metazoa; Arthropoda; Insecta; Diptera; Drosophilidae. Bases 194 to 901 code for a protein of 235 amino acids. The record is from RefSeq and is a predicted model, not a curated record.
UAGUCCGCUCCAGAGAUCGGGGUCUACAGCUCGCUGAGAGCUGAGCGUUUUGGGAUCGCCUUGUUUGCUCGCAUUUACUUUCAUUUUUGGUGCGGCUAUAAAAAGCGAAAGCAGAGCGCUGGAUUCGCUCAUAAAGACCGCAAAACUGCAAAAGUCCACUACGGAAUCGGUCGGAAACAAAAGGAUUAGCAUAAUGGUUAGACCCAUCUAUCUGGCGUUCGCUGCUCUGCUUAUUUUGGCCUGCUCAGUGAGUUCAGCUCCAUUGCCGGAAUCGGAAAACGAAACCAGAGAGACUGAAGUUAAGCUAGAUUUGGAAAAGGAGCAAGUGGAUAAUGAGGAGGAUGAUGUUCAAAAGGUUGAAAAGGAUUCCAGUGAGGAUGAUGAUGACGACGAUGACGAUGAGGAUGACGAUGAAGACGACGAUGAUGAUGAUGACUCUCUGAUUAGAAGACGUCGUGAUGCAGAGACCACCGAGGAACCUUCAGAGGAGACCGUCACCGAAACUCCAACCGAGGAGCAAAAGGUUGAGGUCACCACGGGAGCAGCCACCACAAGGAAACCUGUACUUGUUUUGAUUCGUGAUGCCCUGAAGAAGGUCACCACCGAUCUGCCCACCGCCCAGGUGGCCAACAAUGCCCUGCAGUAUUUCCAACAGUUCGAGCACUUCAUCCAACAGGCCAUCGAGGAGGUGAUCGGCGAUGACGAUGAUGAGGAGGAGACUCCAGCCACUGUGAUUCCGGAAACGGAAACCACAAGCGAGGAGAUCAAGAAGCCAGAGGUGGAGAGUCCUGAAAAGGCUCCGGAAGCCGAGAUCCCUGAAAAGGAAACACAGGCAAUGGAACCCGUGAAGUCCGAGGAGACCACCACUUCGACUUCUGCGCCAAUUAGCAAUGCUGUCUAGUCUAGAUAUCAAGUUCCACGAAUCAUUCCUCAGCUAUUUAUUGUCAUUUAUUUAUUGUUAGCUAUAAACAUUGACUAAUGUACUGAAAACAAAA